Messenger RNA from Desarmillaria tabescens, 990 nucleotides. Its product is annotated as kinase-like domain-containing protein. NCBI's taxonomy places the organism in Eukaryota, Fungi, Basidiomycota, Agaricomycetes, Agaricales, Physalacriaceae. Gene Ontology annotation, cellular component: nucleus; cytosol; EKC/KEOPS complex. The record is from RefSeq and is a predicted model, not a curated record. Gene Ontology annotation, molecular function: ATP binding; protein serine/threonine kinase activity. Gene Ontology annotation, biological process: protein phosphorylation. The transcript has 5 exons. Bases 90 to 848 code for a protein of 252 amino acids.
CUGCUGAUUUCUUACUAUCAUCAUCAAAAUUCAUCUGUUCGCUGUUCCAAGGAUUCCUCUCGCCAAUCGUACUUUUGCGUGAUACUAGAAUGUCUCUGUCCGCCUCGCAGAGCAUUAUCAGUAAGGCGGAACCUAUAUCUCAAGGUGCAGAGGCUAAAGUAUAUAAGGCGUUUCUCAACUCCGAUUCCGCAACUCCAAUAUUGCUUAAAUACCGAUUCAAGAAGCAAUACAGACAUCCUUCGUUAGAUGCGAAUUUGACGCGGUCACGAGUAGCGGGGGAAGCGCGCGCCAUAUUGAAAUGCCUACGAUCUGGAGUGAGCGUACCAGGAAUUCGGAUGGUGGACGCUUCAGAAGGUGUUCUUGGAAUUGAGUGGAUUGAUGGCCAGAGCGUCAGAAAGCUUCUACCUGGUGGUGCAGAGGAAGAUGAUGACGAGGAGAACGAUGAAGGGCCGGUGAAUUCAGACCCGUUGGAAGAAUAUGGCGUUUCUGCCGAUGAAAUAAUGGAACUCAUCGGCACAGAGAUUGCAAAGAUGCACCUUGCUGAUAUCAUCCACGGCGACCUUACAACAUCGAAUAUGAUGCUCCGACAUCCUCACCGUACAGGACUGCCUGCACAGAUGUUCCUCGUGGAUUUUGGUCUUGCGUACCAUUCCACCCUUAUUGAAGACAAAGCGGUUGACCUAUACGUUCUGGAACGAGCAUUUUCUUCUACUCAUCCAGAAUCUGAACCUCUGUUUGCAUCAGUGUUACAGGCAUACGAAGUAAGAAUGGGCAAGGAGUGGCCAGCUAUCAAACGUCGGUUAGAUGAUGUUCGUCUUCGGGGCAGAAAACGUAGUAUGGUGGGUUAACACAACUGCCUGCGCUCGUGCGUUACGGGUAGACAACUUUGCCUGACGAUGGGAGACCCAUAUUCCCAGGCAUGCUUUACGCUUGAAUACCAGCAAAAAUACAGUUCUUGUAGAAGGAAUCAUAUAAUAAGCAGUAGAAGGA